Molecule: messenger RNA, 1032 nt
Organism: Eucalyptus grandis
Lineage: Eukaryota; Viridiplantae; Streptophyta; Magnoliopsida; Myrtales; Myrtaceae
Product: cell number regulator 8
Exons: 3
Coding region: 95-874 (259 amino acids)
Source: RefSeq, a predicted model, not a curated record
AAAACGACUUCUUAACCUAUCUUCCGGUCCUCCCGUUCCGACACAAGCCAUAUUCUCUCUCUCUCUCUAUCGAUAAUCCUUUCCCUCCCUGAAAAUGGCGAACGCCGGCGAGAAGACCUGCCCCGCUUCCGACGAGGAAUCCAGCCCUCUCCUGGACCGGAAGGUCGCCGACGAGGCGGCGAAACCCGCCCAGGUCCCCGACAAGUUCGCCGAUCACGCCAAGAAGCCCGGCCAGGUCGCCGACAAGGUCGCCGGCGGAUGCGGCGGCGGGUGCGGGUGGACCGCCGAUGGCCUGCCGCUGGCUCACGGCAGCGUGGUGGGGGAACCGGUGGAGCGGGCGCGGUGGAACUCCGGCCUCUUCGCUUGCCUCGGCCGCAACGACGAGUUCUGCAGCAGCGAUCUCGAAGUUUGUCUCCUUGGAAGCGUUGCUCCUUGUGUGCUUUAUGGAAGUAAUGUUGAGAGACUUGGAAGUGAUGUUGAGAGACUCGGAAACACUACCGGAACUUUUGCGACCCACUGCUUGUCUUAUGCUGGCCUUUUUCUGAUUGGAAAGUCCUUCUAUGGUGUCAACUGCCUUGCGCCCAUGUUUUCAUUUCUUAGCCGCACGGCUAUUCGUCGCAAGUAUAAUCUAGAGGGUAGCUGUGAGGCACUGCACAGGUCAUGUGGAUGCUGUGGAAGUUGUGUGGAGGACGAGGUGCAACUAGAGCGGUGCGAAACUGGGUGCGACGUGCUAACUCACGUCUUAUGCCAUGCCUGCGCUCUCUGCCAGGAAGGACGUGAGCUCCGCCGUAGGGUACCUCAUCCUGGAUUCAAUGCACAUCCAGUCUUGGUGAUGAUCCCCCCAGGCGAGCAGACUAUGGCUCGCAGGGCUUGAGCGUUCUACAUCUAUAUGAAAACCAGCCUGUAUAUGUGCAAACCGUACGUGUGAUUUCUCUGGUUGUGGACUUACCAGACUUUGUAUUGUACUAAAGAAAUGGUGAUGAAAUUUGGUGCUUGGUUUUAACCAGCUAUAAAUAAAAGCUCUGUUUAUGA